This is a messenger RNA of Biomphalaria glabrata, 1024 nucleotides long. RefSeq lists its product as uncharacterized. Lineage: Eukaryota; Metazoa; Mollusca; Gastropoda; Planorbidae. The transcript is spliced from 4 exons. The coding region runs from base 88 to 786 and encodes 232 amino acids. The record is from RefSeq and is a predicted model, not a curated record.
UCAAAAGAGUUAAUUCGCCCGAACAUACAAGCUACAGUUGCAUUUCGUCACAGUGUAUACAGAGAGCCAUCUAUUCAUUGCUUAAUCAUGACUUACGAACAUGUCUCCACAACUUUAGAUUGGUUGAAGCUAGUCACGUGGUUAUCUUUGACUAUGUGCACAGUGUCCGUACACGCGGAGAAACCAAGUCAAUAUUUGAACCAGUUCCCUCUGACAAGUACCGAAAACGUUCACAGUCUUGCAGACGAUCAAAGCCCGCCAAGGCUACAACAUCUCAAAACCUCCAUGCUAGACCUUUUCUCCCCGAGCCCAGAUCUGGAAAGCAACAGAGCCCUAGACAGCGCCCCAACCACAGACGGUGGGUUUGAAAAACAAAAAAGAGUCUUCUGCAACAGUUUCACUGGAUGCGGAGGCAAGUUCAGGGGGCGUCGGCGAAGACUGAAAAAAACCUUCGGCAAGCGAUUUCUAAGCGAGCAAUUAUCCAAGAGGCCGUUCUGCAACAUGCAUGGUUGUUCCAACAGCGGGAAGAGGUCUGGGGAAGUCUCGUAUGGGGACGACGCCCUGAUCGGGCAGCUGAAAUUUUCAGACGACGAGCUUUCGAGUCUGAAGCUGAAUAGACAGUUAUGUAAUAGCCUGGGCGGCUGUCAAAACGUUGCACCUAGAGUGGGCCUCUUGGAGAGACUAAAACAGUUGGACAGUGACCAGACGGACUCACUCGGCAAACGUUUCUAUUCGGGAGGAUUCGAUGAAGAUGCAGAUGCUUUGGCAGAAAAUAUGGGCAGGUGAGCGGCCCUCGUCCAACGGCUAGAGAGUUUGGGAGUUAUGUAUGACCGGAACAGCCAUUAGAGCAGACAGACUUCAAACAGAUUUUUUUUUACAAAGUUGACAAAAUCAAAUCCUAAAUACAAACUUUGGCCAUUUAUUCUUUCUUUUUUUUUUAUUAACUGCCCCCUCCCAACAGCUUCUGUAGUAUAUAUUGAAUUAUUAACAUUAAACCAAUGUUAAAUAAACAUUUUAAUCUUUA